Molecule: messenger RNA, 2049 nt
Organism: Crotalus tigris (Tiger rattlesnake)
Lineage: Eukaryota; Metazoa; Chordata; Lepidosauria; Squamata; Viperidae
Product: vomeronasal type-2 receptor 26-like
Exons: 4
Coding region: 1-2049 (682 amino acids)
Biological process (GO): G protein-coupled receptor signaling pathway
Cellular component (GO): membrane
Molecular function (GO): G protein-coupled receptor activity
Source: RefSeq, a predicted model, not a curated record
AUGGUCUCAAAUGAAGCCCAUCAGUAUACAGGAAUUGUCCAGUUACUGAAGCAUUUUGGGUGGACCUGGAUUGGACUCAUUGUUUUGAGAGAUGAGAGUGGAGAUCAUUUCUUGAAGAUCUUGGAACUUUUGUUUUUCCAGAAUGGAAUCUGUUCUGCCUUUAUACAAAGAAUCCCAGGCCAAGGUCGUUUGCUUUCUUUCUCUGAAAUUGAUAAGAUAUCAUCAAGCAUUUAUAAAUCUUUCAUGGACAACAAUGCCAAAAUAUUUGUUAUGUAUGGAGAAACUCUUACAGUGAUGUGGCUGAGUACAUUAAUGUUUCAGAUAGAUUCUUCUUAUUCAGAAAACACAUCCGUUGGAAAGUUGUGGAUUGUAACUGCACAGAUUGAUUUCACAGUCAUGGGCCUUGUAACAAGCUGGGAUUCAGAAAUAUUCCAAGGCACCAUUUCCUUUGAAGUACCUUCAAAUGAACCAUUAGGGUUUCAGACAUACCUUCAGAACCUAAAAUGCUGCUCAGCACAUGAUGACCAUUUUUUAAAGGAUUUUUGGGAGCAAGCUUUCCAUUGCACAUUUUCAAAUUCCAAAGGAUCAGUGGAGCACAAUAAAGCAUGCACUGGUGAAGAGAAGUUGGAAACACUUCCAGGUUCUGUUUUUGAAAUGCAGAUGAGUGGCCACAGCUACAGCAUCUUUAAUGCUGUAUACCUUUUGGCACAUGCUUUACAUGCAAUGACUUCAUUUAGGUCCCGCUACCAAGCACUGGUGAAAAGGAAAAGAUAUGCAUAUCAAGAUCUUCAACCAUGGCAGCUUCACUGGUUUCUUCAAGGCAUUUCCUUUAACAACUCAGCUGGAGAAAGUGUGACUUUUAAUGAGAGAAUGGAGGUGGCCAAUGGCCUUGAUAUAAUGAAGAUGGUAAUAUUCCCAAAUAACUCCUUCACUAAAAUAAAAGUUGGGAGGAUAGAUUCCAAAGAAAAGCAGACCUUCAGCUUUUAUCAAGAUAAAAAGAGUUGGCACAGGCAUUUCAACCAGGUUCUGCCCUUUUCUCUAUGUAGUGAUCCUUGCCAGCCUGGAUACCAAAAGAAAAAGAAGGAAGGAGAGAAAUUCUGCUGCUAUGAUUGUGCUCCCUGCCCUGAAGGGAAGAUUUCACCUGAAAUAGAUAUGGCUGACUGUUCCCCGUGUCCAGAAGAUCAAUACCCAAGCAAGAAGCAAGAUCGAUGUAUUUUCAAGACUUUAAACUUUCUGUCUCAUAAAGAACCAUUAGGGAUGAGUUUAGUCUUAGUUGGUAUUAGCCUAUUUAUAACUACAGCAUUUGUCCUUGGAACUUUUGUUAAGCACCAAGAUACUCCCAUCGUCAAAGCCAACAACCGGGAACUUACAUUUACACUCCUUCUCUCCCUUCUCCUUUGCUUUUUUUCGCCUUUACUAUUUUUUGAGCAGCCCAACAAGACCACUUGCUUUCUUUGCCAAACUGCUUUUGGCAUCAUUUUUGCUGUGGCUAUUUCCUGUGUAUUGGCUAAAACCAUCACUGUAGUUGUAGCAUUCAUGGCCACCAAACCAGGGUCCAAUAUGAGGAAAUGGUUAGGGAGAAAACUGGCUAGUUCCAUUGUUAUUUCCUGCACUCUUGUUCAAGCAAGUAUUUGUUCUUGGUGGAUGACAACCUCUCCUCCCUUCCCAAAUUUGGAUAUGAACUCUCUCACCAGUGAAAUCAUAGCAGAAUGUAAUGUAGGAUCUGCUGUCAUGUUCUAUCUUGUCUUGGGCUAUUUGGGAUUUCUAGCCAUCAUUAGUUUUAUGGUGGCAUUUUUUGCCAGGAAGUUGCCAGAUGCUUUCAAUGAAGCCAAGUUUAUCACCUUCAGCAUGCUGAUGUUUUGUAGUGUUUGGUUGACCUUUGUCCCUACUUAUCUGAGCACAAAAGGGAAGUACAUGGUAGCUGUGGAGAUCUUCUCCAUCCUAGCAUCCAGUGGUGGAUUGCUGUCUUGUAUCUUUUUCCCCAAAUGCUACAUUAUUCUGUUGAGACCUCAGUUAAACAAUAGGCAGCAGUUAAGAAAAAACAAUUAA